Molecule: messenger RNA, 1413 nt
Organism: Trypanosoma brucei brucei TREU927
Lineage: Eukaryota; Euglenozoa; Kinetoplastea; Trypanosomatida; Trypanosomatidae
Exons: 1
Coding region: 1-1413 (470 amino acids)
Biological process (GO): nucleotide-excision repair
Cellular component (GO): nucleus
Molecular function (GO): DNA endonuclease activity; single-stranded DNA binding
Source: RefSeq, a predicted model, not a curated record
AUGGGCUCCACGGAGGAUGUCCCGCCGGUUGCUCAUUCGGAUGUCAUCAAUCAAGCGUGCGCAGUUGAGAAGUCGGUGGAGAAACCUCCAAAAGGUGGAGAGGCUUGGAGCAUUGAUUUCACGUUGCCGAAGAUGAAACGCAAAACCACCAGAAAGGAGCGGGAGGCUAUUUUAUGCAGCAAAAUACGGGGCCAGCUGCAAACACUGUCGACUUCAAGUUUCUCGAAUAUUGGGGACUCCCAGCAGGUAUUUUGCUCUGGUAACAACACCGACAGCGAAGGUAAUCGUCAUCUGCAAAUUGUCGAUGUUGACGGUAUGGCUGAUCCCUCAACUUUGAUUCCGAAGAAUCUUCCUACCACGCGUGAGGAUCUGGAGAAACGAGUAUGCCUGCGCAUCCCGAGGUUGUUGGCUGUAGCUAAGCAGUACCCGAAAAGCUGCGGUAUCACUUCACUAACCUCCGUGUGGAAUUAUCUUUAUACCCGCAUCGGUGAAAACCCAAUGGGUGCUGACCGGCCUCCUGUUUCUCAAGAGGAGGUAAUGUCCAUUAUUGGUUUUUCGCCGCCAUUUGAUGCCAUAUCGUGGGGGCCGUUCACGGGGAACGGCACACUUAUCCGAUGGUUCCACGCUCUUAACCGGCACUUUGCAGUGAAGGGACGUGCGUAUGUGCUUUAUAAACCACAGGGGGUUUCCCGCACUGCCUGUACGGCUGAAGAAGCGCUGCGGCAACUGAAGGACGUUUUACAGAAUCCCCAAGCAGCUGUGAUAUAUCAUUGCCAUAAUCAUUAUAUGGUGCCGAUCGGGUACCAGGAGAUACCCCACGCGCAGGCAGAUUGCUAUGCACCGAAUGUGCCUGAGAGUAGUUGCGACACAACCGUAUUCAUCGGUGAUGUGAGUCGGGGGCGGCAUGAGGCAAUGUACGCCCGGAAGUGGAGCGAUAUUGUCAAGGAUCUUAUGACACAAUCACCGGAGUUUUACAAUAUCCGCCGCCCAGAGUUGGGAAUACAAACACGUGUUCCCAAAAAGAAAGGGUGUGACACGGACCGUGAUCAUGAGUCGGAGGGAAAUAGAGGGCAACCGUUAGGUCAAAAAAGAGCCGUUAUUUCUGUUGAACAGCCCACUGAAACGGUUCCGCCGCGGGAUGCAGAAGCUGUUCUUUCACCAACUAGUGACCCCGACGCUAAAGCCACUGUGGGACGAGCAGGGCCGCCGCCAAAGCGGAAGGCGAAAAAGGCGGGUGGGGGAAACUUACAUUGCCUUAUUUGUUUUCGUUGUGACCAGGUGGAGGAGCGACCGGAGCGGUUCGAAACGUCUUCUAGUGACCGUGACAGUGAAGGCAGCUCUUCAUCCAGCAGUACGGGUGUUGAUGAACCUGCAGCUGAUGGCGGUAAGAACAGCACUGGAGGGAUUGUAUAA